This is a messenger RNA of Phytomonas sp. Hart1, 2732 nucleotides long. NCBI's taxonomy places the organism in Eukaryota, Euglenozoa, Kinetoplastea, Trypanosomatida, Trypanosomatidae. The record is from the annotation of a GenBank genome assembly.
GCACUAUAGGCUUGAUAAAUCUCCUAGAAAAAAUUUCAAAAGAUUAAUUUGAUUGAAGUAAACUGAAGUAUAUAGAAACUACGAUGAGACUUAGAAAAUCUAAAAGACAAUCAACUACGCCACGAAGGUUGGAAUUGAUCCUAACCCUCUUUGGAAGUGGAUUUUUCUUUAGUAUAUCAUGGCUUAUCUUGUUCACGAAAUUUUAUUCUGUUCGUAAUUCAGGAAAAUUCCAUCUUAUGCUGUUGGAAUUAUUCUCGAUUGUGACCGCUUCGAUAGUUAACGUUUUACUUAUCAAUCUACUUUAUGUAAGACAUCUUCAUUCUGUGCCAACUAGCAUGUGGUCUCUUCGCAGAGUGUUUUUAAGGUGUCGAAGGUUAAUUCGAUAUUUUAGACGUUUCGGAGGUUCUAUACCAUAUACUUUACAAUCUCAUGCCUCGGUUGUUGAACUGUUUGACGAGGCUGAUGAGUCAAGGGAGUUAACAUCUAAAAGAUUUUUUUUUUGGUUGCAAUCGUUUAUUUUAGCAUCCCUUCCUUUAUUUAUAAUUCAUAUUUUUGUUCAUCGGGCUGUUCCUUACAAGCACCGACAAUCACAAGAGAUUUUGUUAGCGUUAAUGCGGUUAACCAUAGACGGAAUCGUAUGGUCAGUUUUAACUCUACUGUGUUUGUACCAUUUGUUCUGUGCACCACCCAAGUAUGGCCAUUCGAAAAUUCGAUCUGGAAAAUGUUGCAAUUGGAUGGGUAUUUUCACCAUUAUAAUAUUAUUUAAUUUAACUAUGUUUACUUUGGUUUUCAUAUCUUUCCGAAUAUUUUCUAUGGACACAAUCUCGAGCUUGCGUUUAGGGAUCCUAGAAGAACCUUGCGAUCCGUGCGAGGCGGAGGGCCUGAAGCUGAAUCCUGUACUAAGUAAGUCGUGGGUUCUGCCAAAUUUGGUCCCUUGGAAGUUGAUUAAGCGUAUAAGGGGAGAUAGGGGGUGCGUUAAUGAUAUUAAGAAAAAUGUCGGUUACCUAGACGAGACGAUGGAAGUCCUAGUCGUAUCAUCCUUGUGCAGGAAUGGCAGGAAGCCGAGGAUCCUUUUGGAAUCCCCCGAGAAUAACGAGAUGAACGGACACGUUGAACCAUUACUGGAUGAGGUCGCCACCGGUGACAAGAAGUACCAUGCUGAGUUGGAGGCUAAAUACGGCACCUCAGAGAAAGCGAUGAAGGAGGGUGUGAUAGUGCACCGUGAUACUAAAACCGGAUAUAUUUCUGUAGUGGAAAUCGACCCGUCAAGGUUAAUUCCGGUGAAGCGUGAGCCUCUAUCCAAAAAAGAACUCGACGCGCGUCGUUAUUGGGCGUCCAACAAAGUGUUCGAGGUUCCUCUGGGGAAUUCAGCCGCCUACAUCGUGCGCUGCCCCGCGAUGCACCACGAGGAGUUCUUCCUAUUUCCCGUGAAGGGGGUAGCUCGCCACACUUCAGACCCUGACCUUCCUCUGGAGGCCGAUGGAACGCGUCCACAGCCUGACACGGCGUGUAGCAGCACGGAUGGUGUGGAUGAGCCCGCGGGGAACGUGCUGAUUAUCCUGAUUGAUGCCCUGAGUCGGCAAGGGGCACACCGUUCCCUUCCUGGCUUUGUGUCAUGGGUGCGGGACUUCCAGCGACGCCGAUCGAGCAACUCCGCAACGGCGCAUCACGUGUUUGAGCCCAAGGCCAUCACGACACUGGGACACAGCACGGCUGGGAACCUCUGCCCCUAUCUUACCGGAACCACCAUUGUGGGAAUGUCUUACCCCAGCGAGUCCGAGAUUGACAUGAUGGAUCGAACAAUUUUCAACAUCGCAAAGGCCAAAUACGGGUCCGCGCUCAGCACCGCUUUCACAGUUGGGUCCUGCCACGACUUCUUUGAGGCCAUCAUCGGUAAUCGGGAAGCCAGCAGCGGGACCGGUGGGCGGGUUCAGGGGGUGGAUUAUUACCUUUACCAGCCCCUUUGUCAUCUGGAGUACUCCGGGCUUCACAGCAAUUUUCAGGGCCCUUAUUGCAUCUUCCGACGCUGCAUUGACGGCCGCCAGGUCCACGAGCAUAUCUUGGACUACACAAGGCACUUGCUUCGACGCCAGCUUCGUCAGAGGGCGGCGGCGACGACGACGACGACAACGAACUUGGGGACCCAGGCCCAGGCCGACAGGUCCUGUGACUCAGGGCUCAAGAGGGAUAAGUACUUUUUCGAUAUCUCAUACUUUAUGGAAUCACAUGAAGGUACGCACAGUGUAAUCAGACUGGUUGAUGAUGCCCUGGUUGCUUUUAUGCGUCAUAUUGAGGAGGAUUUACGCUUCUUUGACGAUCCACUCAAUACAUUUAUCCUUGCCAGUGAUCAUGGAAACCACAUGGGGCCCUACUACGAAUAUACAAAUGCUGGCCAAUUUGAGCGCACGACACCUGCAAUGCUGUACAUUAUGCAUCCUGAGGUCAUGCGACGUGUAGACCUGCGCAAGGGCCGUCCUACAGGUGUAUCAAUGAAAAAUUUUCAAGAUCGAAUGAAACGUUUAAAUACACCUUUGGAUUUUUACAUGACAUUAGGUGAUCUUACCGGCAUUUCUGUGAAACCGUUUUAUAAAUACAUGGAGGUAAAGAUUCCACCAGCCUCAUUGUUUGACUCGCGUAAUGGACCUCCAAUUCAAUGUUGCUAUGACUUUUUCACUGAAGAACAUCGGAGCCUCUGUUCAUUGAGCUUCUGUACCCAGAAGGAUGAAUCUUAG